Molecule: messenger RNA, 339 nt
Organism: Plasmopara halstedii
Lineage: Eukaryota; Oomycota; Peronosporomycetes; Peronosporales; Peronosporaceae
Product: Protease inhibitor protein
Exons: 1
Coding region: 1-339 (112 amino acids)
Molecular function (GO): protein binding
Source: RefSeq, a predicted model, not a curated record
AUGGUAGCAUUUUUAUUCAUUGGUAUCAAGGCAACACCAGAGGAAGCAAAGCUACGUGUGGUUAGCAAAGUGCAUUCAAAUCCGGAUGUCUUUGUCACAAGUAAGGAGAAGAGAGCGAAGCGACAUGGACAUUGUGUUGAUUCUGGUUCAGUGGAAGAUAAACCAGUAUGUGCAUCGAAUGGUAAAAAGUAUUUGAACGAAGAUGUGUUUGAAUUUCACAAGUGUUUGAUUCAAGCUCAAUUUGGGGAGAAUAUUGAGAUUGUCAAGAUGGAAAUCUGCACAUCAGCUCAAAAAGAAGAUAACGAACAUCCAGACGUUCCUGACCGCGAUUAUACGUAA